AUGAGUGGUUACACAGUAGUUGCUGUAUUAAUAGUUGUUAUUGCUGUAUCAUGUUUAGCAUGGGUUUUUGCUCCAAAAGAAAAUACAACAGUAUUUAGAUCAUCAGUUAUAUUAGGUUUAGCUAUGUGUUAUCUAAUGUGGGCCAUUACAUAUCUAGCUCAAUUACAUCCAUUAGAAGCCCCAAGGAGGUCAGAUUUAAGACCAGAAUUUGCUGAUUAG
Molecule: messenger RNA, 219 nt
Organism: Lodderomyces jiufengensis
Lineage: Eukaryota; Fungi; Ascomycota; Pichiomycetes; Serinales; Debaryomycetaceae
Product: H(+)-transporting V0 sector ATPase subunit e
Exons: 2
Coding region: 1-219 (72 amino acids)
Biological process (GO): proton transmembrane transport; vacuolar acidification
Cellular component (GO): vacuolar proton-transporting V-type ATPase, V0 domain
Molecular function (GO): proton-transporting ATPase activity, rotational mechanism
Source: RefSeq, a predicted model, not a curated record